Molecule: messenger RNA, 3771 nt
Organism: Orussus abietinus
Lineage: Eukaryota; Metazoa; Arthropoda; Insecta; Hymenoptera; Orussidae
Gene: Best2
Exons: 10
Coding region: 98-2647 (849 amino acids)
Molecular function (GO): chloride channel activity
Source: RefSeq, a predicted model, not a curated record
CGUCAGUUUCGAUGGUCGGUCCGCGCGUCGCGGAGUCGCGAGUUCGGGCGUAGGGCGACCGGUUCCCCCGCGCCGGGACCCGGAGGGGUCCGGAGACAUGACGGUCUCCUACGCCAGCGAGGUGCCAAACGGGUCCAGCUUCGGCUGCUUCUGGAGGAUCCUCGUAAAAUGGCGAGGGUCCGUUUACAAGUUGAUCUGGCGCGAGCUCCUGGCCUACCUCUUCGUGUACUAUUUAAUCAAUCUAACUUAUCGAUACGCCCUCAACGAACAACAACAGAGGAUCUUCGAGAGGAUACGGUACUACUUUGGGAACUCGAGCGAGUCCAUCCCCAUGUCCUUCGUCCUGGGCUUCUACGUGAGCCUCGUGGUGAAGAGGUGGUGGGAGCAGUACAAGCUGCUGCCCUGGCCGGACAACUUGGCGCUCUUCAUAAGCGCCGCCAUCCCCGGAAACGACGAGAGGGGACGGCUCAUGAGGAGGAACAUCGUCAGGUACGCCGUCCUGGCGUACGUAAUCACCCUGCAGAGGAUCUCUCUGCGCGUCAAGAGGCGAUUCCCCACGCUCCAGCACAUCGUCGACGUGGGGCUCAUGAUGGAGUCGGAGAAGAAGAUCUUCGAGAUGAUGAACAAGAAGGCGGCCAUGUCCAAGUACUGGAUGCCGCUCGUUUGGGCGACCAACAUCAUCAACAGGGCCCGGAAGGAGGCCCUGAUCACCAGCGACCAAGUCGUCCAGACGCUCCUCGUCGAGCUCAGCGACAUCCGGAAGCGGCUGGGCGCUCUCAUCGGCUACGACACCGUCUGCGUACCCCUCGUUUACACCCAGGUCGUGACGCUGUCUCUGUACGCCUACUUCUUCUCGGCGCUCCUAGGAAGGCAGUUUAUCGACAAGUCCGAGACCGGAAGCGGCAAGUACGAGGAGCCCGACAUGUACUUUCCCUUCUUCACUGCGCUUCAGUUUUGCUUCUACGUGGGUUGGCUGAAAGUAGCGGAAGUGCUGAUCAACCCCUUCGGCGAGGACGACGACGACAUCGAGCUCAAUUGGCUGAUCGAUCGGCACAUCAAGGCUGGCUACAUGAUAGUCGACGAGAUGCACGAGGAACACCCCGAGCUUCUGAAGGAUCAGUACUGGGACGAGGUCGUGCCGAAGGACUUGCCCUACACGGUCGCCAGUGAACAGUACAGGCGAGAGGAGCCAAAGGGUUCGGCCGAACAUUACAAAGUCAAGGAAAGCGACGCCCUUUACGCCAACGUCAUGGUCAGUUCUCAAAUCCAUCCCCAUGUCCAGCAUCGGAAGACUCAUCAGGACGACAUGUACGCCGAUUAUGAGAGCGUGGACACACCCCUGGUGGAGCGACGGAAGAACUGGCUGCAGCGGCAGAUCACCAGGAUGGGGUCCGUUCGCAGCUCCUCGACGACCUACAGCAGCGGAGGAGGCUUCUUCUCGAGGAAUCGGCACAACAGCGUUUACAGUAGUCCGGAAACCGGAGGACUGCCCCAAACCAACAAUCCGAACGUAAAGAUGUCCCUUUACGACAGGCUGAUAGGUCGGAAGAGCAUCCGCAGCCAGCGGAUGGGACGCCAAGGAACCGUGACCAAGCUGAACUCGAUCCCGGUCUCGCUUAAGAAUCGUCCCCGCAUCCCGACGCCCGACGUGACGAAGGAGGCCGACCGCGAGCAGCGGCUCGCCCUGUCGGCCAGCAACGCGGCGAGCAUCGGAGCGGGAGUGGUCGGGGUGAUCCCGGCGACGACCGGCCACUACCCCGGGGAGAUCCCGGCCUGCGGAACGGUCGUCCAGGUGGUGCUCUCCCCGAUCCAAGAGGCCGAGGGGACGCCGUCGGCCGGUGGGAAGGCGAGCGCCGCCGCCCUGGCGCAGGCGGUGCUCUCGCCUUCCCUGACCGGCGCGGGGCUGGUGGCCCCGAUGACCCUGACCCCGGUCACUGUCGGCCAGCUGACGCAGCUGGGCCUCGUGACGACGACCUCCUCCCCGAUGCCGCGGCCGGGCCAGGAUCACGGCCUCCAGGCGACCCUGACCGAGGUCAACACGAGCGAGGAGGAGAGCUCGGGGGGAAGCAGUCGCAGCGAGAGCGCGAUCCGUAGAGACGGCCGCUCGACCCCCGCGACGUCGGGCACUCCCCUGAUCGGGGAGCGCGCCAGCCCCGUGGGCAGCUCGAGCCAAGGUAGCUCCCCAGCCUUCGACAGCUACAACGACAGGUCGCGUGUCCUGGUCGACUCGGAGAAGCUGGGGGGCUUCGUGCUGACCGCUCGCGGGGCGGAGGCGCUCAACGCCCGGGGGAAAAGGAGCGCCUCCUUGCCGUGUCCACCGGGUCCCCUGCCCAAGGAGGACCGCAGCAUGUCGCUGCCGCACUCGCCGGGGUUGCCGCACAGGAGCGGCAGGGCCGCCUCGGUGACGGUGGCACCCGACGUGCCCGGACUCGGGUCGACGGGCUCGAUCGACCGGCGUGAGAGGCCGCUCCAGGAGGUGAGGCACAGGGCCGCCAGUGUCAGCAAGGAGCCCCUGAGAUUGGCGGGCUCGAAGGACGUCGCACCUAGAAAGAGCAGCACCGGCUCCUACAGCAGCCCGGCUCUCCCCAACGGAGCCGCGCCGAGCUCCGGCGCCGGCGCCGGCAAGAGGGGCGAGGUCUACGUCUGACCGGGACUGCGACCCUCCCCGAGGGUGAUCGGAGUUCGGUGAAACGAGAAACCGACCACACGCGGUCGGGCCAACAUUCGCUGGAGUCGAGUCGGACCGACCGCCCGAACCGGGUUCGCGUCGACACGGUCCAGGGAAACGGGCGGACGUCCUCGCGUCGUCCGCCGACGCCUUACACCAUUUUACUUUGUGAUACGAGAUCUUAUUCCACGCACACCCCUCGCGCCCGUCGCCGACGGCUCCGUCCGAGGACCAGGGCUGAAAUCAAAGCCCACGACUCCCGGGGUUCGCAUCCCUCACCUUGUACAUAGAAUCCCCCCGAAACGGAGCGGCCUCACCCCGGAGGGGGAUUUCGAUUUUCCUCGUUGCCAUAUUUAUUGGGACUGUCGGGGGAGAUUUCGAGGCAGUCGACUCCGGGAUCCUCUCCUCGCCCCCAAGGGGGCGAGUUGGGUCCAUCUCGGCCGCCGAACUCGGAGACCUCGCGCGUGUCUCCGGAAGUGCCGUCGGGCGCGUCGCCUGGGGCGGGGGGCAAGGGCCAUUCCCCGUAAGGUCAUCUCCCCCGAAAAAGGGAACGCGGAUUCAGCGUAGCGUAGGUGCUCCACCUUUCUUUCGUAGAGUUUAGAAUCCAGGACUACUCGACGAUCGAAAAAAUCGCGAGAGGAUGAACCGGUCCCUCGGAUUUAAGAUUCUCCCCUUAUUACCUUCUCAGUCGAUAGUUCGAAAUGAUGCACCCCCCUUGUAAAUUAUCCCAAUUCUUCCACGUGCGCCAAUUUAGCGUGUGAGUCGCCAAUCGUUACAUCCUAGUUAUAAACGAAGCCGUGCGAGGGCUCGAAAAGCCGGGGAGGGGUAUUUUCCAUUUGAAUCGACCGGGUCGAUGGUUGUUCCAAUCGCGAAACGGUCCCGGGACCAAUUGGCACCUCGUGUGCAAAUAAUGGCGAAACCUCCGGGAACGGAGAGGAUGCCAAGACGUUAAACCGUUCUCAAGCGGGACAUUUGCGCGACUGUUUCGCUCCCGUGUGAGAAAAAAAAAAACAGUUUCGGCGCUUUCGAUUCCCCGCGCCCUCGAUUCGUGCCAGCCUGUACAGCGGUAUGUCGAGAUAAUUUAAUAAAUAUUCGUUAUCCUA